Messenger RNA from Pichia membranifaciens NRRL Y-2026, 1367 nucleotides. RefSeq lists its product as hypothetical. The transcript has a single exon. NCBI's taxonomy places the organism in Eukaryota, Fungi, Ascomycota, Pichiomycetes, Pichiales, Pichiaceae. The record is from RefSeq and is a predicted model, not a curated record. Bases 138 to 1190 code for a protein of 350 amino acids.
UGAUGAUCCAAAAAUUCGUGUGAGGGUAUAAAAUUUUUUCCUGUCCACAAUCGUUCUCACAUCAAAAGGCUAGAGUGGACAUGAUAAGAGGUUUUUUUGAACUAAACACUUGACUAUGAGGAGAUUGUCAACUAGGCAUGGUAAAGCUUCACUUCCUUGAAGAAGAUGAUGAUCCAGAGGAAGACAUUCAAUUGCAAGCUCCGAAGCUCAAGCAGUUUAAACCAAGAAAACUGAAGAGCAAUUUCGGCAGCACCGCCAAGGCAAACAGCUCCACUCUUUCCAAACAAGGACGACCCCUUCAUAAUUCUUCUUUGUUUACAGGUGAUGAGUCUGACGAGGAAGAAUAUUUGAGUGUUUUUCAAGGAAAACUGUCCAGCAAUUCAAAGAAGAAAACUUUUGUGGCCAAAGCACCUAUCGCUGAAGCUGCUGUGAAAGGCAUUUCUUCGUUGCAGAAUGAAGACCAAGGCAACAAAAAAGUAAAUGUCAAAGACUAUCUUAAAUCUUACGAAAGUACGACUGAAAGUGCCAUUCUAGAACUUACGCACGGAGAUAACCAGAAUAGCGAAGAGAGAGAACAGGAUACGGCCGAAGGAAUACUGUUAGGUGAGAACGUAGAGGGCCACAUCAUUAGUGGCUCAGAUUUGGAUAGUGAUGGUAACACUGAAAUGCCUUUACAGAAUGAUCUCAAUGUGCAUGGGCCAACAGAAACAACUAAAACCAGGAUAACACCCAAAUGUUCUGAACCUGAAAUUUUACCUCAUGAUAAGAAAAAAAGUGCCAUGCGCCGAAAACAAAUUGAACAGGCACUUUCAGAAACUAACCUUGAUGAUUUGGAUAAUUUUGAAAGCUUUGGCGAUGGCGGUGAAACUGAUGGGCGUCACGCGAGGGGUUUUGUUCCGACAGGGAAUGUCGAGGUUAUUGGACUGGAUUUGCAAGAGAGACAUGAUUUGUGUGACAGCAAACCUGUACUGUUAUCCAAGAGACAUAAGAAAGCACAGUUUAUUUUCCAUACUGUAGCUCCACUCGAAGAGCAGCUAAAGCUAACGCAGGAAAAGCUGACCUCUCUAUCCGACAUAGUCAGCAAGCGUGAACUACAGAUGAAUCAUUUGAAGACAGAGCUCGGAAGCAUUACAAACAAAACAGCUCAAUAUGCUCAAAGGAUGAGUCAAGCUCUUUGUAAUUGCAGUUAGCUUACCUGCAUCCAUUAUCCUUAAGAACUUUGUAAUUCUUACAUAUUUUCUCCCAAUAAAACAAUCUGCUAGUCAAAUGCCGUCAGCUAAGCGCGCCGAAAAUUGCCUAAACGAGCAAUUCUGUCUUUGCGCGCUUAGAUUUACUCGGCCUUGCUCACACUUGAUGUGAGGAAUAUU